Molecule: messenger RNA, 753 nt
Organism: Branchiostoma belcheri (Belcher's lancelet)
Lineage: Eukaryota; Metazoa; Chordata; Leptocardii; Amphioxiformes; Branchiostomatidae
Product: protein DGCR6-like
Exons: 4
Coding region: 69-683 (204 amino acids)
Source: RefSeq, a predicted model, not a curated record
GAGAUGAUAAAUCCAACAUGGCGGCGGUGGGCUAAAAAAUUUUGACAGCUGACGAUAAAUCUUCAAUUAUGAAUUUAUAUCAGGACAUUACUCCAGAAUAUAUUCCUUCUAGGGUUUUUGAAGACAUCCCGGUGCAUCAAGCAGGGGAUAGACGUAACUUCUUGCUGAAGGAGCUCCAGAUUAUGGUGGAGGAUAUACCGGAGCACUAUCAGAACAAGUUGCCCGAGUCCCUUCUGUCCACCCUGGCCUCAGCCCUGAUGGACGGGAUGGUGUUUGACAUCGUGAGUAACCUGGAGGAGAUUCAGCAGGCCAAGGAGAGGAACCAACUGGACGUCAGAACAAGGGCCACCAAUAAACAUAAAGCUAAGAGACUAGAGAUGGCCAAAAAGCACCGUGAGGUUAUCCAGACCUGCCAGGGGGACCCACAUCUGCUGAGGAGUGUAGAGACCACCAACAGGAGGGAAAAGGAGGAGUUAGAAGAGCACCUGAAAGAAGAGAUGAGCCAGGUGGACAAGGAGCUGAUACUAGAGAUGGACCAGGUGGUUCUGGAACAGCAGAACACGCUGAGCAAAGGUGGUAUUCCUGGUUUCACCAUCACUACAGACCCCCAGGAGAUCAGACUACAGAUGUACCUACUGGAGUUCAUCACCAGACUCAGUACUAUGGAGAUUCCAGUCUCUUGAUAGCCAUCUGUAUCUGUAUAGCUGGUAUAACCGCCCUUCGGCGUAACACACCAGCUUCGCAGGCAUGCGG